Molecule: messenger RNA, 3304 nt
Organism: Meriones unguiculatus (Mongolian gerbil)
Lineage: Eukaryota; Metazoa; Chordata; Mammalia; Rodentia; Muridae
Gene: Slc38a7
Product: solute carrier family 38 member 7
Exons: 12
Coding region: 297-1688 (463 amino acids)
Biological process (GO): amino acid transmembrane transport
Molecular function (GO): L-asparagine transmembrane transporter activity; L-leucine transmembrane transporter activity; L-alanine transmembrane transporter activity
Source: RefSeq, a predicted model, not a curated record
GCAGGAGGGUCAUGUGACUCCAGCUCACGUGUUUCUGGAGUCGGCUCCGGGAAGACGCUUAGGAGGUUUGUGUAAUGAGAUUUUAGGUGAAGAACUUGAGCCCCAAAAGGGGUGUGACGAGAUUCGGAUCCCAUACCUUUAGGCAGAGGAAACAGCCCUUUUCUAGGAAAGCAGGUUGACAGGAGGACCCCCAGACUAGUAACCCUGAAGGGGCAGGUGUUCUCUCCGCUACGCCAGGAAUGUGGUCCUGAGGCAGAACCCAGCCACAGCUUUCGCAAGAAAAGUGGUCCUGGGCCAUGGCCCAAGCCAGCAUCAACAGCGACUACAGCGAGUGGGGCUCCAGCACGGAUGCUGGCGAGCGGGCCCGUUUGCUACAGAGUCCCUGUGUGGACGUGGUGCCCAAGAGUGACGGGGAGGCAUCUGCCGGAGGUCCAGACAGCGGCACCACCUCAACGCUUGGAGCCGUCUUCAUCGUCGUCAAUGCCUGCCUGGGCGCAGGGCUGCUCAACUUCCCAGCAGCCUUCAGCACUGCUGGGGGUGUGGCAGCUGGCAUCGCCCUGCAGAUGGGCAUGCUGGUCUUCAUCAUUAGUGGGCUUGUCAUUCUGGCCUACUGCUCCCAGGCCAGCAAUGAGAGGACCUACCAGGAGGUGGUCUGGGCCGUGUGUGGCAAGCUGACAGGCGUGCUGUGUGAGGUUACCAUUGCAGUCUACACCUUCGGAACCUGCAUCGCCUUUCUCAUCAUCAUUGGGGACCAGCAGGACAAAAUUAUAGCUGUGAUGGCAAAGGAGGCCGAAGGGGCCAGCGGAAGCCCCUGGUACACAGACCGCAAGUUCACCAUCAGCCUUACUGCCUUCCUCUUCAUCCUGCCCCUAUCCAUCCCCAGGGAGAUCGGCUUCCAGAAAUAUGCCAGCUUCCUGAGCGUUGUGGGCACCUGGUACGUCACUGCCAUUAUAAUCAUCAAAUACAUCUGGCCAGAUAAAGAGAUGCGCCCAGCGGACAUCUUGACCGGACCAGCUUCCUGGAUGGCUGUGUUCAAUGCCAUGCCCACCAUCUGCUUCGGAUUUCAGUGCCACGUGAGCAGCGUACCCGUCUUCAACAGCAUGCGGCAGCCCGAAGUAAAGACCUGGGGCGGAGUGGUGACAGCUGCCAUGGUCAUAGCUCUGGCUGUCUACAUGGGCACAGGCAUCUGUGGCUUCCUGACUUUCGGAGCUGCAGUGGAUCCUGAUGUGCUCCGGUCCUACCCCUCAGAGGACGUGGCUGUGGCCGUUGCCCGAGCGUUCAUCAUCCUGAGCGUGCUCACCUCCUACCCGAUCUUGCACUUCUGUGGGCGGGCCGUGGUGGAAGGCCUGUGGCUGCGCUACAAGGGGGUGCCAGUGGAGGAGGACGUGGGGCGGGAGCGGCGGCGCCGAGUCCUGCAGACGCUGGCGUGGUUCCUGCUCACCCUGCUGCUCGCCCUCUUUAUCCCCGACAUCGGCAAGGUCAUCUCGGUCAUUGGAGGCCUGGCAGCCUGCUUCAUCUUCAUCUUCCCAGGGCUGUGCCUCAUUCAAGCCAAACUGUCAGAGAUGGAGGAGGUCAAACCUGCCAGUUGGUGGGCACUGGUCAGUUAUGGAGUCCUUCUGGUCACCCUGGGAGCCUUCAUCUUCGGCCAGACCACAGCCAAUGCCAUCUUUGUGGACCUCUUGGCAUGAACACUGCCUCCCUGAAAACACGUGACCAAGAGCCAUCCCUUGCAUCUGUGGAGCUACCCCAAGCCCUACACCCUGUUCCAACUGGCAAGACGACAUCUGGACACCUUUUUCCGGGGAUCGUCAUGAAUGAGACAAUCGGCCGCGAGUCUGCGGAUAUCUCCUGCCCAGCCGCCUUCCUGCUCCCCAGCUCUGGCAUUGUCUCAGGUGGUGGCAGGAGGUCCCACAUCACAGGAGUGCCCCCUUCACCCAGCUCUCAGUUUCAAGCCUUUGGGACCUGUGAGUGGAGAGGGUCAGUGAGUCUUAGAAGAGAGAGCCCAUUUCACUUCUCUCUGGGAAAAGAACAAAAAUAUCUAUGCCCAGGGCUGGCACCCUCCGAGCAUGUCAGGGCUGUGCCCAGCACCGUGGGGUUUUGUGCCUGCCCAUGUCUCUCAGAAGCCAAUGAUGGCUUUUCCUGGGACUUGGCCACUUCCAAAGGAGACACUGACAUCAUAUAAAUACCCAUUCCAUUCCUCUCUGGGUACCCUGUGAGUCUCUGUUAACUUCCCAAGUCUUUAGGGUCCCUACCCUGACUUUGUCCAAACCUAAUGGUCCAGGUUGGGUAUCCUUUCCCAGUGUCCCCAGACAUCCCCAAAUCUAAUGUUUACAAAUGGUGCUGGCCUGGCUCCGGAGCUAGGGCCUGCCACACCACGGUGCUGUGAGCACUCCUCCGUUAGCUUUUGCCUGGGUAGAGGGUGUGUCUGUCUUCUCAGAUGUUCAGGGUGGGUCAUGAAAGAGGCUUGGGACCUUUUAUACCUUCCUUCCAGGCUGGGCCGCCCAAGUUUGAGUGAAGCUCCAGCACCAUUGCUUUACUCCUCCAAGCCUGUCUUCUCUCUUCCCCAGCUAAACCUAGCCCGAGGGUGCAGAAGGAAGUUAGGCUGGGGACCCUGGACAUUUCCCUUUCUGUGUCCAUCUUGGCUGCUCUCUCCAUUUCCACCCAUCCCUCACCCCCUACCCUACGUCUUCUCUUUCUUUCGUGGAUGGGUCUUGUUAUUUGGCAGGGGAAGGGAUGGCACUAGACCCUGUCACAUCAGUUUGCCCAGCUCCACACAGCUGGCCUCAGCACCUGGGAAUUCCAUUGAGUCAUACAUAUCCACCCCAGGGGAUGUCAGGCUGGUCACUUUCUACUUUGACCACCCUAGCCUCUCACCUACCCCUGUACACUUCUGUAAGUCCGAGGUCCAGAACUGGUCUUUCUCCACAUAAUUUUCUUCAUCUUUUCUACCUAAAACACCUAUUCUAGAAAUGAGAGGGUCCCUCCCCAACAGACCCCCAACUCAGGUCAGUCCAGUUGAAGAGGCAGAGGCUCAGCAUCCAGACUUGCUGGAUUGCUCUUUCUCCAUCCAUCCCUGUUAUCCAUUCUCUCUGGUCCCAUUCUGCUGGUUUCCCUCAGCCUCCAAGUGCUGCCUUUCAUGGGUGUCCAGAAAACGCUGGGACAGUUAGCUGGGACCCAGCUUCGGCUUGACCUCAGGACCGCCUCCCCUCCCUCUCCCUCGCUUCCUAUCCAGUUUUUUGUUGCCUCUUUUCUACUCAAGCACACUUGAAGUGAGGAUGGUUAAUAAAGAGACUUACACUGCUAA